Molecule: messenger RNA, 1134 nt
Organism: Hibiscus syriacus
Lineage: Eukaryota; Viridiplantae; Streptophyta; Magnoliopsida; Malvales; Malvaceae
Product: beta-1,4-xylosyltransferase IRX14-like
Exons: 5
Coding region: 1-1134 (377 amino acids)
Biological process (GO): glucuronoxylan biosynthetic process; plant-type secondary cell wall biogenesis
Cellular component (GO): Golgi membrane
Molecular function (GO): galactosylgalactosylxylosylprotein 3-beta-glucuronosyltransferase activity; xylosyltransferase activity
Source: RefSeq, a predicted model, not a curated record
AUGAGGGAUUCUAAUCCCAAGCAUUCUUAUGCGCAUAUGGUGGCAAGUGGAAACGCUGGAAAUAUGGCCUCUCAAUCUUUCUAUGGGGCGGAUGAUAUUGAAGUCCGUGAUGAAGACUGUGUUAUUGAUGAUUCCGGUCCGAUAACCAUGAUCAAGUUUUCGGAUCGCGUUCAUGAUCAGAUUGAUCAAUCAAUGAAUCAGGUUCUUAUUAUCCGUUUGCUGGGCCGUUCAAGUGGUUAUCGAACUUUGUUGAGCCACUAUGUCAAGGCGCUUACGGAAGGCCCUUGGACUAUCUACGGCAGUUAUUUGACGGUUCAGCAGGCGUUGAGUAGGUCAUUCUCGAUAUCUGAAAAGCACCCGUCUCAGAUCCUGGCGUGGGUCAGACUACAUGGUUUGCCAUACAUCAACUACUCUAAAUCUUUAUUUCGUAGAAUUGCUGACGCAGUUGGCAAGGUUGUGCGGGUGGACUACAAUACCCAGACAGGUGGUAGUUGUACUCUCAACGCUGAGAAGAAAUUGGAUGGAAUUGUUAUGUUUGCGGAUGAUAGUAAUAUGCACAGUAUGGAACUUUUUGAUGAUAUCCAAAAUGUGAAAUGGUUCGGGGCAGUUUCGGUCGGAAUACUUGCUAACUCGGCUAAUUCCGAUGAGAUGGCCAAUCAGAAGAAAGAGGAAGAGGAGAAUCCCCCAAUGUUGGUUCAAGGUCCGGCUUGUAACGCGUCUAAUAUGUUGGCGGGGUGGCAUACGUUUAACACGUCGCCCUUUGCCGGAAAAAGUUCUGCUUAUAUUGACGGCAGAGCAACCGUGCUGCCUAGGAUGUUGGAGUGGUCGGGAUUCGUUUUAAAUUCUAGAUUGCUUUGGAAAGAUGGAGAUAAGCCGGACUGGAUUAAGGGCGUGGAUACAUUGGAUGGGGAUAUCGAGAACCCAUUGAGUUUGAAUAAAGACCCUUCGGUGGUGGAACCAGUUGGAAGCUUUGGACGUCAAGUUUUGCUCUGUUGGCAUCGAGCUGAAGCUCGUACUGAUAGCAAGUUCCCUCCUAGAUGGAUAAUAGACCCACCUUUGGGGAUCACCGUUCCGUCAAAACGCACUCCAUGCCAGAUACUCCCCACGAACUCCCUGCUAAUGGAAAUCCAGUGA